UCUUCCUCCUCCUCUCUCCCUCCUCUUUCUCCUCCUCUCUUCCACCUCCUCCUCUCACUCCUCUCACGCCUCUUCCUCCUUGUCCUCCUCUUCCUCCUCCUCUCACUCCUCUCCCUCUUUUCCUCCUCUCCCUCCUCGUCUUUCACUCCUCUCUCCUUUCCCUCUCUCAUUCCCCUCUCUUUCUCUGUCUCAUUCUCUCUUUCUCAGGUGAGUCGCUGCCGUUGGCAACGUCCAAUCAGGUUCUGAUCCGAUUCACCUCCAAAGGCCAAUCCAGCUCCAAAGGAUUCCACCUGGUGUAUCAAGCGGUGCCGAGGACCAGUGCCACCCAGUGCACUUCAGUCCCAGAGCCCAGGAACGGGCGGAGGAUGGGGAACAGCUUUGCUGUGGGAGCCGUGAUCCGCUUUGAGUGUUCCCCUGGAUACGUAUUGGAGGGAUCCCCCGCCAUAGAGUGUCUGACUGUCCCCAAUGCCCUGGCUAACUGGAACUCCUCCGUACCCAGCUGUAUAGUUCCAUGUGGAGGUAAUCUGACCCAGCGGACUGGCACCAUCCUGUCUCCGGGUUUUCCUGAGCCCUAUCUAAACAGCCUCAACUGCGUCUGGAAGAUCACGGUCCCGGAAGGAUCAGGAAUACAGAUCCAGGUGAUCAGUUUUGUGACUGAACAGAACUGGGAUUCUCUAGAGGUGUUUGAUGGAGGAGACAACAGUGACACCAUGCUGGGCAGCUUCUCAGGAACGACGGUCCCGGCUCUCCUGAACAGCACGUCCAACCAGCUCUACCUCCACUUCUUCUCUGACAUCAGCGUGUCUGCUGCCGGCUUCAGGCUGGAAUACAAGACGGUCUCUCUGACUAGUUGUCCAGAGCCAGUGGUUCCUAUGAAUGGUAUCAAGGUGGGAGAGAGACUCCAAAUGAACCACGUUGUGUCAUUCCAGUGUGAACCAGGAUACACGUUACAGGGAAACUCUCACAUCUCCUGCAUGCCAGGGACCGUCAGGCGAUGGAACUACCCACCUCCUCUCUGCAUCGCCCAAUGUGGAGGAAUCCAGGGGGAGAUGGAAGGCAUGAUCCUUAGCCCUGGUUUCCCUGGCAACUACCCUAGCAACAGUGACUGUACCUGGAGAAUCUACCUGGCUGUGGGAUACGGAGCCCACGUCCAGUUCUUAAACUUCUCCACCGAGGCCAACCAUGACUUCCUGGAGAUUCGGAACGGCCCCCUGGAUACCAGCACAGUGAUUGGUCGAUUUAGUGGACAGGAUGUCCCGCCCUCCCUGCUCACCACCUCCCACGAGACUACCGUGUAUUUCCAUAGCGACCACUCCCAGAACAGGCCAGGAUUCAGGUUUGAGUACCAGGCCUAUGAGCUUAAUGAGUGUCUGGACCCAGAGCCGUUCCGUUACGGUGUGGUGGUGGGGGCAGGCUACAACGUGGGCCAGUCCAUUUCCUUCGAGUGCCUCCCCGGCUACCAGCUAAUGGGACAUUCCAUCCUGACCUGCGAACACGGGACCACACGCAACUGGGACCGCCCCUUCCCUCGCUGUGAAGUGCCCUGUGGGGGUAACAUCACGUCAGACAACGGGACUAUCUUCUCUCCUGGUUAUCCGGAGGAGUACCCCAGCUCUGCUGACUGUUCCUGGCUGAUCACCGUAGCAACAGGCAUGGGUGUCAGACUCAACUUUACACUACUGCAGGUCCAUGGACCCCAUGACUUCAUCACUGUCUGGGACGGCCCCCAGUUGACAGCCAGGAAGCUAGGUGUGUUUAUGGAAGGAGAGCCCAACGAACCAGCCAGCAGCACGUCCAAUCAGAUCCUGGUGCGUUUCCGUAGCAACACAGAGAAAAGUGGACUAUUCCAAAUCAACUAUCAAGCAUAUAGACUCCAGUUCUGCCUGCCUCCCGCUAUCAUACCCAAUGCUGAGAUCUUAAUGGCCAGCAAGGAAUUUAAAAUUGGUGAGUCAACACAUAUACACACAAACACAGUAUUGUACAUCUAACCCUAACCCCUAACCCCGAACCCCUAACCCUAACCCACACAAACACGGUAUUGUACAUCUAACCCUAACCCCUAGCCUAAUCCUAACCCUAACCCCUAACCCCUAACCCCUAUCCCACACAAACACGGUAUUGUACAUCUAACCCUAACCCUAACCCUAAAACUAACCCUAGCUCCUAACCCUAAAACUAAACCUAUCCCUAGCUCCUAACCCUAACCAUAAACCCAUCCCUAGCUCCUAACCCUAACCCUAAAACUAACCCUAGCUCCUAACCCUAAAACUAACCCUAGCUCCUAACCCUAAACCUAACCCUAGCUCCUAACUCUAAACCUAACCCUAGCUCCUAACCCUAACCCUAGCUCCUAACCCUUAACCUAAUUCUAAAUCUAAUACUAAUUCUAACCUUAACGCUAAAAACCCCUAGAAAAAAGCAUUUGACAUCGUUGGGAUCAAAUUGU
Salvelinus fontinalis (brook trout) is the source of this 2446-nucleotide messenger RNA. Its product is annotated as CUB and sushi domain-containing protein 2-like. NCBI's taxonomy places the organism in Eukaryota, Metazoa, Chordata, Actinopteri, Salmoniformes, Salmonidae. Bases 366 to 1988 code for a protein of 540 amino acids. The record is from RefSeq and is a predicted model, not a curated record. The transcript has 13 exons.